Ananas comosus (pineapple) is the source of this 714-nucleotide messenger RNA. RefSeq names its product ankyrin repeat-containing protein At5g02620-like. Gene Ontology annotation, cellular component: plasma membrane. Gene Ontology annotation, molecular function: protein phosphatase regulator activity; protein phosphatase 1 binding. The record is from RefSeq and is a predicted model, not a curated record. The transcript is spliced from 3 exons. NCBI's taxonomy places the organism in Eukaryota, Viridiplantae, Streptophyta, Magnoliopsida, Poales, Bromeliaceae. Bases 1 to 714 code for a protein of 237 amino acids.
AUGCACAGUCGGGGGAAGCGCGGCGACACUCCGCUCCACAUAGCUGCUAGGGAGGGCAGCAUAACGGAUGCCAGGAAGAUCCUCUCGCAAUGCGAUGACGCAGACGUAAAAGACGUGAUCGUGAAGCAGAACCAGGACGGGGAGACGCCGCUGUAUCUCGCCGCAGAGAGAGGGCAUGUCGGAGUUGUAAGAGAGAUUUUGAAAGUUUCGGAUAUGCAUGAGGCUUCUGUCAAGGCCGGUAACAGCUUCGACGCACUGCACAUUGCUGCUAAGCAGGGACAUCUCGAUGUGCUGAAAGAGCUAUUGCAGACUUUCCGUGAUCUUGCUAUGACCACAAACUCCGCGAAUUCUACUGCACUGGAUACCGCCGCCGCACAGGGACAUAUUGAGAUAGUUACUCUUCUUCUGGAGACGGAUGCGAGCCUCGCGAAGAUUGCCCGUAACAACGGUAAAACUGUUCUGCACUCCGCCACGAGACUGGGCCAUUUACAAGUGGUGAAAACAAUUCUAAGCAAGGAUCCGAGCAUCGUUUUCAGGAUUGAUAAAAAGGGGCAGACGGCGUUUCACAUGGCGGUGAAAGGGCGUAAUGUUGAGGUGGUGAUGGCGCUUCUUAGAUUAAAUCCUUCGGUGAUCAAUGCGAGGGACAAGAAGGGGAACACGCCGUUGCAUGUGGCCGCCAGGAAGGGGCGUUACGAGGUAGGCGAGAAAAUAUAA